AUGUGAAAUGUUUAGCUCGCGAGUUUGACUCAUGACUCGCAAGCGGUUUAUUACCUUGGAUCGGUGCCCAGGUGUGUUGGUUGAUGAACACCAAUCAUAUACAGGUACUGAUGGGGGGAGAAAAGGGUGAGGUCGACGUAGCGUUUUACGCUGAGAAGCAGCACUCAAGCACACUGUCAUCGCGGGUAACAACGUGGUUUCCUAUAUGAAAGCCAUCAGUUUGGACUAAGAAUUGUGAUAGACACUCGCACGGCUCACUGCUGAACUUGACAUCAAUGGGAAUAUAAUCGAAGAAACUGAAUUCAGAGGAAGAUGCACGUAACGGAUGUUUGUCAUGCUCCCAAAAAGCAAGUGUAGGAUCAACUAACAUUGAUCCCCAAGGAAGAACAAAGAAACAGAGCGGUGCUUCAACGCAAGCACAUUCUGUGUUGUGUGUCUCCCCACCAUUUCCUGUAGAGACCAACAUCCUUUCUUGCUUCUCAAUUGUUGCCUUCUCUUAACUGAGCUGUUGUAAAAUGAGAAAGACGUAUACUAAAUUCCUCAUCUUAGCAGUAGCUAGCAGCCUUUGCUUAGUCAUAUUCUAUUCCCAACUAAAGGAUGUGGAACUCACACAAAGAGACUUGGCCAGACACCCUUCGGUUACAAUUGUCACUCCUAGAAAACCCACAACUGUAGUCAUAAGCACCAUAAAAAAGAAAACCAAAAGUGUUAUGCUGGUUGAACGUCCACCCCUUACUAUUUCUGAGGAUUUCAGAAAAGACAUUCCCAAAAAUGGUGCCUUCUGGAACCGAAAACUUCAUUCUCUCCUCAGGCAGUUUGACUCCGCCAACAAUAAAACGCGCAAGGACCCACAUAUGAAGUUUCACUGUCAACCGGAGAGUUCUGAGUUGCUACAAACCAACAUUCAGGAUAUUCAGUCGUAUCCUCCUCUUUAUGGAGACUUCCUUAAAGGCAUGGAGUGUCGAAACCCACCACUUCUUCAUGAUCAGCCUGGCAAGUGUGCAUCAGAUCAAAUUUUCCUUCUCUUUGCAAUCAAAUCCAUCCCAAAGCACUUCGAGAGGCGCCAAGCAGUCCGAGAGACCUGGGGAAGAGAAGGGUUGUAUGAAAACGGACUUCAGGUACGAACGGUCUUUCUGCUGGGUCGAUCAUCUGCAGAUGAUCCCCCUCUCGACAAAAUAGUUUCAUUUGAAGCUCAGCAGUUUCAAGACCUGCUCGUUUGGGAUUUUCACGACACCUUUUACAAUCUGACUCUCAAGGAGCAUGUGUUCUUCAAGUGGAUGAUGGAUCGCUGUCCUCAGGUGUCUUUCGUUUUUAAGGGCGACGAUGAUGUUUUUGCCAACACUCAAGCGGUAUUGAAUCAUCUGAAGUCUUUGGAGCCCGAACAGGCCUCGUCGUUGUACACCGGGCAGAUCAUUUCUGAUGCCACACCGUUACGGGACCCUAAGAUCAAAUAUUAUGUUCCUCAGUCUUUCUAUGAAGGCCCUUACCCUCCUUAUGCUGGCGGCGGUGGAUUCCUCUUUUCUGGAAACCUUCUCCCAUCUCUUUAUCAUGUUUCCUUUUACAUACCCUUCUACCCUAUUGAUGACGUCUACAACGGGAUGUGCUUUAAAGCAAUUGGAAUCACUCCGACCAAACACGAUGGUUUCAAGACAUUCGACAUUCGGGAACAAGAUCGAGAGAACCCCUGUGUGCACAAAGACUUGCUCCUGGUGCACCAACGCAACCCUCAGCAGACCAUGAGACUGUGGAAAAAUAUGCACAGCUCCAUGUUGACCUGCUGAUAUGUUUGGUGAACGGACCAUUAUUAGACCAUUUAGCUGUUGUGCUUGAUAAAGCCCCAUGUUGGAUAAGAAUAAGCUGGUAAAAAUACUGUGCAUUAAAAUAUGAGACUCUGGAUGAAGACUAUUUUUGGUUAGUUUUUACUUGAGUUGAAAUGACUUUGGUUUGUUUCAUUAUUGUACUUGAAAGAAAACAUAUGGUCAUGAACACCAUUUAUGUUUCUGUGCAAUUGACACUGAACUCUUUAUAGGUUAACUUUUAAGGCAGUGUUUCCUAACCCUUCCCACCAACACUACACAUUUUUGAACCUGAUUCAACUCAUCUGCUCCUUACUAGAGACUUCAAGACCAGAAAUAGAUGGGUCAGAUAAGGGAGACAUCCAAAAUGUGCACUGUUGGUGUGAGGAUGGGUGACAGAAUUUUAUAUUUGGAGGGGGUGAACUUCCUUUAUCGAAUGUCAAGCCUCUUAUGACGUUCAUCGCAUGAUGUUGAUAGAUUUCCCCUUCCCCUUGCAACUGCUUCAAGCUAGUCACGUGAAUUUGUCAACAGAAAACUGCUUGGUUUUAAAAAGUGACUUCUUUGUGAUCUGUGUUUCAUAAUUUGUUGCAGGAACCUUCUUUACCCUGCAAAACUUCACUAAUGUAACCACGCUUUUAUACACAAUAUACAGUAUCAGAGAAGCUGAUGGAUUAAUUCACACUAGCUUUAGGCUAGGGCUGGGUAUUGACACAAUUUUCACAAUUCGAUUCAAUUUCUAUUCACAUGCUUGCGAUUCGAUUCGAUUCGAUUCCGAUUUCAAUUCAAUUCGAUAUGGAUUAUUUUGGAUGUAGUAUACCAGAUACAGUACAUGGCAAAUUUUCUAGAGGAAAAAAAACUAAUGCUGUAAACCAGUCAACUGGUACUACAUUACUAUAAUAUUGAAGGUUAAAAUUAACUUAUUUAUAUACAAACACUUAAAUUACACUCAAUGAUGUUUUUUAUAAUAAAUAAAGUUUAGAUUUACAUAAUAAUAUACCAGUUCGUAAAAAUGAGAAUCGAUUAAAAUCGAGAAAUCAAUAUUUUUUUUUUUUUUUUACCCAGCCCUACUUUAGGCCCCAUUUUGAAAUUUGAAAGUUUUGGACCUUGUUGACUUCAGCAGUUGUCAGUUUUGCAAGUUUGCAUGCGGGUGUAUGAGUAAAUGGCGAGGGUGGUAGUAUUCAUUGGAAAUCACUGUUCUUGGAAAGCACGUUCCUGGAAGAUAGGACUUGUGGGAGAUGAAUGUCUUAUCAGGCAUUAUUUUUCAGGGCUGCGUUUCUCAAAAGCAUUGUACGCCUAAGUAGAUUGUAGAACUGUUAGCACCAAAGGUCUCUACAAUGAACUUAACUCACUAUGCUUCUGAUGAACACAGCCCAGACUGGUGAGCUGUGAUAAGUUUGGCAAUUAGUAUCCUUAUCUGUGAAUCAUCUCUAUAUGUGUCAGUGCCUUGUGUAGUAACGCUAGUAUGAGAUGUUUUAUGUAUAUUUUUGAAGUUCAAAUUAUAGAAUGUGCUUGAAUGGUAUUUAAAUGUCUAGGGCUAGGCUGUUAUCAUGUUCAUGCUGCAGUAUCUGUAUGUGUCUGUGUGAAUUAUGAUGAAUUGCACAGACAAAACACAAUGUAAAGUUCACAUUAAAGUUAUUUUAUGGGUGUUAUAUCUAGAAUAAGAACCUAACGCAACUCAGAGGCUGAUUUUGUGGAACAAGGAUUUUAGAGGAUGGGCAGUUUUAAUUUCAUUUUGAAUAUUGAGGAAACAUGUGUUGACAGCUCUCAGAAAUGAGGAAGCUGUGGUUGGUAAACUGUUUAUUACAGUAACAUGAAUGGUCAAGUACUUGCUAUGUUAGUUUACAUGCUUCAUCUUUUGCUUAUUAGAAUAGAUUGGAAUUUGCAUUCAGACUUAGAUGACUGCAUCAAAACAGGAACACGUUGUUUCUUGGGUACGUUUACAAGACAAUAAUGUACUAAAAAUGGAAAAGUUUUUCCUUUUGCGUUUUUCACGUACAGAUGACAACAUUGUUAAAAUGAUCCCCGUUCACACGGAUCCACAAAAACGAUUAAAAAUGCUGUUUUAUGCAUGCCAGGCCAGUAGCUGGCGAUGUAACUUUGUAUAGAAAUACACGCCUACUGAACACAAAAUACACAUGCGCAUGACGUCAUCGUUUUUAUAAAUUUGUAGUUUACAUGGAGACGAUAAUGCUAUCAUUUUCAAAAGUUUGCAUUUUCAGGCCCCCAAAACGGCGCUGUAGUGUAAAUGGACAGCCAAAACGCAUAAAGCUUUCCUUUCCUUUUUUUUUUUUUUUUUUUUAAACAAGUGUUUUUAAUUUGCUCCACCACAUGUCGUUCCUGCAGGGUCCCUACAAGGACAUGAUGAUGGAAAAAUUCAAGAAACAAUUAUAUUUUAAUGCAUUUUUGUUUGCUAACAGAACAUUUGCAUUUCCCUGAAAAACUUUGCUUUGACUCAAACUAUAUUUGAAUACUUCUGCAAGCAAUUUCUAGUUUAUCAGGAAAAUGUAACACUACAUAGUCAAACUAUUACUAUCAGUGAAAUUAGAAACUUUAAACACAAGUAUUGAAGUAAUGAUUUCAGUGCUUUUAUUUUUGUGGUAUCUGGGUUAGGCUAAUGAUUACUUCACACAAGGUUUUAUGAGGGUAAAUGGUACUGUACAUUUUGUCAGCUUGAUUAUUUUUCAUUGACUAAGGCACUAAUAACUCUGUGGACAUGCUGUUUUUAAACAUUUACACAAUAAUUUUCCUAGUGGCUAGGUUUUAUUUCGUUACGGGUUUUUAGCACACACGGGUUUUUGUUUCCACACACAUCCCACUGAUGUCAUUAUCUUGAUGUAGAACAUUUAUAAGGUUGAAUGCAUCGGAGAACCCUGGUGGAAACUAAUGUGUGAGAAUGUGACAUGAAGUCUCAGUGACAUAUUUAGAAUCCAUAUUGUCAGUUUACGCCAAUAAAUUACAGGGGAAAAUGUAACAUGAAAACUAUCAAGCUAUGUUUUGUCUUACUUUCUUGAUUCCAGAACACACAAUAAUUGCAUUGUUUUCUUGAGAUUAAUAUUUGAGUGCUUACUGUGUUUUCAAUAAUUAUAUUCAGUAAUUAUACAUACUGUACUUAUUCUAAUCACAUAAUUAUAUUUAUUGAGUUUCACUGUAAAAGUGCGAAAUGCUGCUUUAUUUGAGAAAAGUCACUGCAGUUUCAUACAAUUACUGGAUUAUGAAAUUCCAUUGGUUGUUGACAUCAAGUUUUGUCUGUCAAUAUCAGUCAUGUGAAACUGAAUUUUAUUUUAUUUUUUUUCCCAUCUGGUUGUGGAAUUGAGAGAGAGAGAAUAUUCUUUUAGUUACAGUGUGCCUCCUGCUGCUGAACUACAAUAUUCAUUGUCCUUCCUCAGAAAGUUCAUGUCUAGACUGCAUGAGCAUUUCUGACCGCAAGUGUCCAGUGCAGUGACCAUUUAAUGAAUAAUAAAUGAAUAUUGUAUAAAUACAAAUUGUACAAAAUAAAAAUUAUUUGUAUUGUCUUUAAACUCCAA
This is a messenger RNA of Ctenopharyngodon idella (grass carp), 5320 nucleotides long. RefSeq names its product UDP-GlcNAc:betaGal beta-1,3-N-acetylglucosaminyltransferase 2, like (gene b3gnt2l). Gene Ontology annotation, cellular component: membrane. Gene Ontology annotation, molecular function: protein N-acetylglucosaminyltransferase activity. The transcript is spliced from 2 exons. The record is from RefSeq and is a predicted model, not a curated record. NCBI's taxonomy places the organism in Eukaryota, Metazoa, Chordata, Actinopteri, Cypriniformes, Xenocyprididae. Bases 516 to 1781 code for a protein of 421 amino acids.